CGUUUGAGGAUACCCCUUUUAUUCUGAAACUCACAAAACUUGGCUAAACGUCUCCUUUUUUUCCUUUUUUUUUUGUUGUGUCAUGCUUGACACUGUUGCAACUACUAUAGUUGCACGUAUUUUGCUACGUCGUAUUUCGUUUUCUGACAUUGUAUAUUUUGCAGUGGCUUUGAGGCACCCGGUAGCGCUAAUACAGUGACAGGCCUGUUUGUUAGCCGACAGGGUUUAACAUGUUAGACGUGUGUGCGGGUUUGUAGGAGACUUUGAGAAAGAGUUGUCGUCAGGCCUGUUCGGGUUAUUUCCAUCACUGCCACUGGCUAACAAGUCCCUAAACAGAAAUGUCACUGGAGGACUAUGAAAGACAUUUCGACUCGCUAAAUUCAGAUUUGGGCGGCGGGUCUGUAGUCAGUGAGCGAUCCGCGUCGAGCACGUUUAAUGGCGAAGAGGAGAAGUUGCAUUACAUUCCUAUCCGGAUCCUCGGGAGGGGGGCGUUUGGUGAAGCAACUCUGUACAGAAGAACAGAGGACAACUCUCUGGUGGUAUGGAAGGAGGUGGACCUGAACUCACUCUCCGAAAAGGAGCGCAGGGAUGUCAUGAACGAAAUAAGCAUCCUGUCCAUCCUAGAGCACAACAACAUCAUAGCUUACUUCAAUCACUUCAUGGAUAAAAACUCCCUGCUCAUUGAGUUGGAGUAUUGCAAUGGAGGAAAUCUGUACGAUAAAAUCAACCAACAGAAGGGGAAACUUUUCAGUGAAGAGGUGGUCGUAUGGUACCUGUACCAGAUUGCCUCAGCUGUGUCCCACAUUCACAAGGCUGGGAUCUUACACAGAGAUAUCAAAACUCUGAACAUUUUCCUGACCAAAACUGACCUCAUCAAGCUGGGUGACUACGGUCUUGCAAAGAAGCUAGACUCUGAAUUUUCAAUGGCAGAGACUUGUGUGGGAACUCCAUAUUACAUGUCACCUGAGUUGUGCCAGGGAUCGAAGUAUAACUUCAAAUCAGACAUCUGGGCCAUGGGUUGUGUAAUUUUCGAGGUCUUAACUCUUACACGAACAUUUGAUGCAACGAACCCUCUGAACCUCUGUGUGAAAAUAGUUCAGGGCAACUGGACUAUGGAAGUGAACUCGGAUGUCUAUUCUUCUGCGUUGAUCAAACUGGUGUAUGAGUGCCUCGAUCAAGAUCCUGCAAACAGGCCUACAGCUGAUCAGAUUCUGGACCAGCCAAUUAUCUCCUGCAACAGACAGGAGCUUCUAGAGCGAGUUGCUCUGCUGAAUUCUGCAAUGAAAAAACCAAAGCUGAAUACGGCGACUGAUACACCUGUUGCUGUGGUGACCACACGCUCAAGGGAGGUGUACUUCUGGGGUGGAGGGAAGUUCACCCCCCAGAAAAUGGACACUUUUAAAGGAGGCAGCAGUGCCCAACAUGUGUGUGCAGGCGAGAGUCACUUUGCAGUGGUGACCGUGGAAAAGGAGCUAUAUACCUGGGCUAAUGUUCAAGGUGGAGCCAAGAUGGUGGGCCAGCUGGGGCACGGAGACCAGGCAUCGUGCCGGCAGCCGAAGAAGGUGGAGAAGCUACAGGGGAAGUCCAUCCGACAGGUGGCGUGUGGGGCUGACUUCACCGCCUGCGUCACCGAUGAGGGCCAGAUGUACAUGUUUGGGUCAGACUAUUAUGGCUGCAUUGGAGUGGAGGGUGAGCUUGGCAUGGAGAUUUUGGAGCCAGUGCUUUUGGAGUUUUUUGAGGAGCGGCCUGUCCGUCAGGUGUCGUGUGGAGACAACCAUGUGGUGGUCCUAACUCAGAGUGGGGACAUCUACUCCUGGGGCUGUGGAGAGUAUGGGCGUCUCGGCCUGGAAUGUGAGGAUGACUUCUCUUCUCCGAUGCAAGUGGAGAUCCCUAAAGGCGCCACCAUCUCCUCGGUGUCAUGUGGCAGCGACGGAACUUUCUUUUUGACAGAAGCUGGCAAAGUCCUGGCGUGUGGAAACAAUGAAUUCAACAAGCUUGGUCUGAACCAGGGAAUCUCUGGUCUCAAAAACCACACUGGAGAGGGUUACCAGGGGAUCCCGUACAUCACCACAUUGACCUUGGCAAAGCAGCUGUCACGGUUUAAGAUCCAUGUCAUAGCUCCAGGGAAGACCCACACAGCUGCUAUUGAUGAACGUGGUCGUCUGAUCACCUUCGGUUGCAACAAGUUCGGACAGCAAGGUGUCAAAGACUUCAAGAAACACCAGGGUGUCCAAGUCCUCGUCGGACCCUUUGGAGGGAAGAUAGUGACCAAAGUGUCAUGUGGAGACGGCUUCACUAUUGCAGCCACUGAGGACAAUCAGAUCUUCGCUUGGGGAAACGCAGGAAACGGGCGACUUGGGAUGCCUGCUGAUAAGGGAUUUGGUUCAGAGGUUUGCCCUGCAAUGCCAAGGCCAAUCUUUGGUUCCCUCCACCAUGUACCGGACCUCUCUUGCCGUGGUUGGCACACCAUUAUCAUAAUGGAGAAAGUGCUAAACUCAAAGACUAUUCGCUCUAACAGCAGUGGACUAUCAGUUGGCAGUGGACUGGGCCAUGAGGCAUCUACAUCCACAGUGGAUCUGGACAUAGAACCUGGUUCAGAGACGGAGUGUCGUGACAGGGGUCUCGGGGGUACAAUGGAGGAUAAUACAGAGGAGUGCUUCAUGGAGACCCCGAUGAUGUCAGCAGCAAGUCAGACUGGGGACAGCUCCUGCCCCUUCUGGCUUAGAAAGGAGCUCGAGGAUGCAGAGUACAUCCCGAUGCCGGUGGGCUCUGAGCCACCCACUCCUGAUCAGCUCGCUUCCUUCUCUGAGAGCGUCACUCUACCUUACGAGGAGCUGAAAGAGCUAAAGGCAGCGGCAGCAGCAGUCAGCAGUAAGAAAGACCUAUCGACUAAACGAAUGAGCUGUGGUAAAGUCAAUGGACUGGAGGAUAACGGCGGCAAAAAAGGAGAAUCGGGCGCAUGCUGCAAAUCAAGCAGCGAGGUCACACAGCUGCGAGAGACAGUCGCCCGUCAAGAGACGAGGAUCCAGAUGCUUGAGAAGCAGGUUGAGGAGCAGAAGAAGGAGAAUGAAAGGCUCUGGGCAGCAAUCAGUCGUUCAACGCUACGGGAAGCAGGAUGUGACAACAACGGAAACCAUCACUCUGACCGUAUGCCCGGGGACGGAGGAGGAAGAGGAGGAAGAGGAGGCGGAUUCACAAAGCACGGAGGCCGAUCGGCGGGGGCCAGUGUGUGAGACUUAACCUGCAGACGUCAGAUCGUGGGAGGAGCGUCAAAACUCUUAGCACAUAUUGAAUUAAACAAGCUGGUUAGAUGGGGAGUGGAGGCUCAGUUAGAGGGUGCAGCCCCGUGCCCAUUCACAAUGGUUACAUUACAGUAUACGUGUUUGACAGAGCGCCAAGUUGCAUGAUUACAUUUGAUUUCAUAUGUAAUACUGUACACCACCUUGCCCACACUCAUAUGCACACUUGUGUACACCUGGUGCAGUGAUCUAGCUAGUUUCUCCACAGACUGAAAUGUUGGCUGGAUUCAACAUGAAACAUUGGACCUUAACACCUGUGGGAGACAAUCAUCAUAGUGAUCAUAGUGUUACUCUGCAAUGUGAAUGUUAAGUCCAUGUUUUGGUGGUAUUAUUGUUGAUUUAAGUGUUGUCAGCAUUGAGGCUUUCGUCCUAAGUGCCUCAGACAAUUAGUAUUUAUCACAUAACGGGUAAGACCAGCUUAUGCAAAUAGGAGAUUUGCUAAUGCAUGCAAAGAUGGGGUUUGCCUCCUCUCAGUUGUUGAGAGAUGGACACUCAAUGUAUCUAGAUUGAUCAUGAUUCAUGUUAGCACCAACUUCCAAUGUGAAAGCAUACCUUUCUUAUGAGUCACUUUAUUUUUUCAUUUCAUUUAAUAUUCUUAAAAAGUUCUACAAAAUAGCCUCUCAAAUCUUUUUUUUUUUCAUAUUUAUCAGACAUGUUGGCUAUUACAAACAUUCUAGUUAUCAUGCAAGUAUAUUAUAUAUUUUAAUUUGCAUAUUUUAUUGUCAUAUAAAAGCAUCUGUGUGAAACACGAAACUACUGAUACAUUUUUUUUAAGCAACUACUUUUGGUUACUUUUUCUUAUAGCCUUCUUUGAGUCUUGAAUUCUUGUUGGUGCAGCACAUGUGGAUCUAUCUCCUUUGUAACGUAUGAACACUUGAACAGUUUUCUUUGAAUGUGGAAAACGUGGUUUUUAAAGCAUUCAUAAUAUAGCUGACCUUGCAGCUAUAAUGUUAUUGUUUUCUUAUUGCAUUUUGUAACCAUUUUAUCCGUCAUUGGUACUUUCUGAAAUGUUGUUUUGCCGUAGUUUGCAUCUUUUGUGAAAGCAAAUAUGUAAUUGCAUUUUUUUGUUUGUUUGAUGCCUAUGGUUUUGUUUGUGUGUUAUAACAAAUAUAUAUACAGUAUAUAUAUGUGUGUGUGUGUGUGUAAAACCCUUUGACAUGGUUAGCUUACAGUUUGUUGACUCGUGGUCAGUGAGCUGUCAGAUGUCAACAGUGUAACACUGGCAGUAUUUCCACGCAGUAAAACGUUAUAUACAGUGCCUUAGUAAGCUAUUGAAACCAAAGUUAGUGCAAAUAUGACAAUGCUGUGCCUUGGGUGAAUUUUUAUACAGUGUGUUUACAGCAUUUAAAAAUGUGGUUUAUUU
Morone saxatilis (striped sea-bass) is the source of this 4662-nucleotide messenger RNA. RefSeq names its product serine/threonine-protein kinase Nek9 (gene nek9). The transcript has 23 exons. The record is from RefSeq and is a predicted model, not a curated record. The coding region runs from base 339 to 3233 and encodes 964 amino acids. Gene Ontology annotation, cellular component: centrosome. Gene Ontology annotation, molecular function: protein kinase binding; ATP binding; protein kinase activity. Gene Ontology annotation, biological process: protein phosphorylation. NCBI's taxonomy places the organism in Eukaryota, Metazoa, Chordata, Actinopteri, Moronidae.